GGAACGAGCGACUGCUCAGUCACCACGAGGUCCUUCAGAACAUGCUAAAGACCCGGAUGUGUGUCUUGAGGUCCACACUAAAGCCCCGAGCCCUCCACACUAAAGCCCCGAGCCCUCCAAACUUCCUAGAAGCGCGCAGGAGGCAUGGUGCGCAUGCGUUUAGCCACCCCAAAGGCGGCGGGAAGUUGGUUUUCUGAAUAGCAACAGAGCAGCUUAAAGACGGAUUGGAAGUAGCGGACCAAUAAACAAAGGACUCAUUGGCUUAGAGUGCUUAGGCUCACAACUCUUCAGCUUCCCAUUGGACCUUUCAAGCGAGCAAGGGCGUGACUCCACUGGCUCCGCCCCGAGCCUUGGCCCAGUAUCGGGGUCUAAGGCUGAGGGAGCAGGACGGAAGUGAGCGGGUCCCGCCCCUUCCCCUUCUCGUCUGCGUUGGAGUCGGCUUUGCCGCGGCUGUCUCGUCUGCUGGCUCUCAGGCGAGCCGGAGUCCUCGUUCAGUAUCCUCAGUCCCCGGCCGCCCGGAGCCGGGAUGCGCUGUUCCUGCUGUGGGUCCUCAUCAUGGAGACCAAACGGGUGGAGAUUCCCGGCAGCGUCCUGGACGAUCUCUGCAGCCGAUUUAUUUUGCAUAUUCCCAGCGAGGAAAGAGACAAUGCAAUCCGAGUGUGUUUUCAGAUUGAACUUGCCCAUUGGUUUUACUUGGAUUUCUACAUGCAGAACACAUCAGGAUUACCUCAGUGUGGGAUAAGAGACUUUGCUAAAGCUGUCUUCAGUCAUUGUCCGUUUUUGCUGCCUCAAGGUGAAGAUGUGGAAAAAGUUUUGGAUGAAUGGAAGGAAUAUAAAAUGGGAGUACCAACAUAUGGUGCAAUUAUUCUUGAUGAGACACUUGAAAAUGUACUACUGGUUCAGGGGUACCUAGCAAAAUCAGGCUGGGGAUUUCCAAAAGGAAAAGUAAAUAAAGAAGAAGCUCCUCAUGAUUGUGCUGCUAGAGAGAUGGAGUUUCACUCUUGUUACCCAGGCUGGAGUGCAAUGGCGCGAUUUCGGCUCACCACAACUUCCGCCUCCUGGGUUCAGGUGUUUGAAGAAACUGGUUUUGAUAUCAAAGACUAUAUUUGUAAGGAUGAUUACAUUGAACUUCGAAUUAAUGACCAGCUUGCUCGUUUGUACAUCAUUCCAGGAAUUCCAAAAGAUACAAAAUUUAACCCAAAAACUAGAAGAGAAAUUCGGAAUAUUGAGUGGUUCUCCAUUGAGAAAUUGCCUUGUCAUAGAAAUGAUAUGACCCCCAAAUCUAAACUUGGUUUGGCACCUAACAAAUUUUUUAUGGCCAUUCCCUUUAUUAGACCAUUAAGGGACUGGCUUUCUCGAAGAUUUGGUGAUUCCUCAGACAGUGACAAUGGAUUUUCAUCAACUGGUAGCACACCAGCUAAACCCACUGUGGAAAAAUUGAGUCGAACCAAAUUCCGCCACAGUCAGCAGUUAUUUCCUGAUGGUUCUCCUGGUGACCAGUGGGUAAAGCACAGGCAACCACUGCAGCAAAAGCCAUAUAAUAAUCAUUCUGAAAUGUCUGACCUUUUAAAAGGAAAGAAUCAGAGUAUGAGGGGAAAUGGCAGAAAACAGUAUCAAGAUUCACCAAAUCAAAAGAAAAGAACAAAUGGGCUUCAGCCAGCGAAGCAGAAUUCUUUGAUGAAGUGUGAAAAGAAACUUCAUCCACGGAAACUUCAGGAUAAUUUUGAAACAGAUGCUGUAUAUGACUUACCUAGCUUCAGUGAAGACCAGUUGCUAGAACAUGCUGAGGGACAGCCUGUGGCGUGUAAUGGACAUUGCAAGGUCCCCUUUUCAUCCAGAACUUUUUUGAGUUUCAAGUUUGACCAUAAUGCUAUAAUGAAAAUCUUGGACCUUUGAUAGGAGCAGAUGUAUUGUAAAUGUCGCAGGACCAGAGACCUGUUGCAUUUGAGUAGGUGUCUCCUCAAGCCUUACCUUUCUCAGGUGUUUUAAAGAAAUGCAGGGAGGCAAUGUUUCUGAAGACAUUUUUUGUUUAUAAGAGAGAAUAGAAAGAAACACGAGUUUGCACUGUAAAUGCAGUUAUAACCUUUUAUACAGAUAUACCUUUUCAGUGUUUAGUGCAAGUUUAAAUUGCUUUUGUUGAGGGCAUUUAUUCUGUGUGACAGUGGGUUUUAUUUUGUAUUCUGGUUAAGAAAAUAAUGUAUUGAGUUACUGUCAAAUAGCCAAGUUAAUGGGAAUGCUCCGUCUACGUAUUACAGUGAUUGCAAUAAUGAAGUAUUGCAAUAAUGAAGUAUUUCAAAGAGACAUAAAAUAAUGCCCAAUUAUUAAUGCAAGAGCUGAGAUGUCACAUUCGUCAAGAUUACAGGUGAUAAACUUUGGUGGCAUUUUGUACUUCUGCUUCUAACCACUGAGGCUCUCUAAUCUUCCUCUGGUGUUUUGUUGAAAGGAUUUAUUGAAAGCAGCUUCUGGAAUAUAAUAUGCAUGUCCAAAAUGAACUCUUAGCACUUCGUAAGGACAAAGUCCGUAGCCUGGAGGGGAUUGAGUGGAUGGGAGUUGAUGCUGUGAUUUUGAGCUUGUUUGCAUGCAGUCAAUAAGCCUGUGAGACUGCUGAAGAAAAUGUAGCAGAGAGUAUGGAGGCUGGGACCCGGCAGCUACUUUGGGUCAUGUGUUUACCAUCCUGCCUCCAACCCUUUAGUAUUACAGACUUUGUUCUUGUGGGAAUUUCUUCUAUAUUCCGGUUGUGUAAAUAUGUAUGAAAAACUGACAUUACUAAGUUUUACAUUGCAUCUCCAGUAUUAAUCUUUGGAAACUGAUGUUAUAUUAGGUUCCAAUUUGCAAUAAUAGCAGAGACUGACAUGCUUUUAUUGGCCUGCUAAGCUCCUGGAUGAUGGAGUGAGAAGGGAAGGGGUAUACAGUUUACCCAAGUCUAAAUAAAGCAUUUCACUAGGUUACAUGUUAUAUAUAUAUGUGUUAUGUAACAGUAACAAACAUAACUCACUCCUAGGAAUGUAUUUUGCUUCAGGAUUUUUAACUUCAAAUAAGGAUGGCAGUGCCCAUUUUAAAGAGGAUUUCAGCUAUAAUUGAGGACAAUCACCAGGGUGUUAAGGGGGCUUUAGUGUUUUGGCUGCAUCUGACCUCAUUAAAGGAAUUUCUUUGGAAUGGGGGGGGGUGUUUGAGUAUAUGUGUGUGUGUGCAUCUGUCAUGUGGGUUUUAAAAAUCCUUUUUUACAGUGGUAUCCACAAAAUACUUCUCUGCUUAUAAAUGUUAUUGUAGAAAUCUUUAUUCUGUGUAGGUAGCCUAUUUAAUCAGGUUCCACUGAACCUCGUGGGACUUUUAAAAGAAGGGCUAUUUAAGGAAUUCACUUGUUAGUACUUUGCUUUAGCUUUUAAAUGGCUUGAUUUUAAAGGAGAAAUUCUAUUUAUUAAUGAAAGAGUCACCCUUUUGGUGCUAAGCAGGAGAAUUCACAAUUACAGCAGUGUGUAUAGAAUUAAUGAUAUUCAGAAUCCUCCAUCUUUUAAUGUGACAAAAUUUUGAAUCCUGUGACCUUUGCUUUUUAAUGCAUUAUAUGAUUGUGUUUGAAAGCUUUUACUGUUCUUUUCAGAAAUACAGCUGCUUUGCUUGGGUCUCUUUGAGCCAUAUUUAUAGUUGGUCCCAGCAUUCCAGACUUCUGUUAAAUUGUUAAAGGAGUGAAAAUGUAGUUUGCCUGGCAGAUGAAUAAUUUUCACUCAUUUACUGUCUUCUGGAAACCAUUUAACUUUUACUGCUUGUUUUUGUGUGUAUGUGUGUGUGUGCGUGCGUUUUUAAGUGCAUACUUUGGCCAGUCUUUCUGGUGCCUGUAGAGUUGGAUUUUUCAGCUCUCAAUACUGAAGCAAAAGAGAUUAGAGUUAGUUACCAGAAGUAUGGCCUCUAAUGGUGUUAAGCCUUUUCAAGAACCAACAAAUUAUCUUGUGAUUACAGUAGUAAAUGUUAUUGCUGUCUCGCUGCUUUAUUUAAUGCACUGUGGAACAAAAUAUAAGGGUAUUGUUGGGAUGUGAUUAUGAUCAGUAGGCUUUUAGCUCUCCUCAAAGUUUGAGGUUAAAAAAAUAUUAAAAGAUGUGAGUUAAAGUUUAUGUAUAUGAUGUGACUUAACUAUGCAGAAAAUAUUUAAGUUGGAUGUACCUGUUCUAGGUACAUCGGCUGUACUUACUCCCUCAGACCUGGGUAUUAGUUUCGCAGUGUUCAGGUUACCUUGAGAAAGGCCAUGCUUAGUGAACUAGAUUUCUCCUUUGAGAAAUUUUAGUAUGGUUUGAGGAAAUCAAGUGAUAAAGGAAUAUGCUGAAUAUGCAAUAAUUUACUUCUGAGUGCUGCAUUUUAAGAAGCUAGAUGAGAAGAGUAGUCACUUGGCUUCAUUAUGUUUUAUGUCUUUGAGAGAGAUGCAGGUCUUGGAAUUCACUUUUUGAAUGUUAUGUUCCAACCUUAUAUGUUCCAAGGUGCAGUGCACUGUGAAUCUUUUAUUUAAAAAAAAAAAAAAACUUGUAGGUGCUUUUAUGUAUAACUUUAAUGAUUUAUAAGAUGCUAAAUGAAUUGUUUUCAUACCUAACCAUUGUAAUCCAAAAGAAGGGUGUGGUUUACAUGCUUUUCAAAAAAUUUUGUUAAGAAAUAGCAAAUGAAUGGUUUAGGAUUUCAAAUAGUGAUACCCUCCUGAGACAUGAGCAUUUGGAGAAGUCUGAGCACCUAAUAUAACUCAUUUAGUGUGGGUGAAAUUUGAUUAAAGAUGUUGGAAAAUUAAGUUGGAUUUUUGUAUUCAUAUAUAAAGGAAAGUUUCCCAAUGCUGUCAUAGGAAUUGUGGUCACUACUUGCUGUUCUGAACUUUGAAUAUCCUUAUUUUUCUAUCAAAUAUCAAUUAGUAUGGUUAAUGAAGACAUAUAAUGAAAGUAAUUUUAUGCAGUGUGAUUGAGUUAGUACUUUUCCUUUUGAAGGCUUUAGUAAUUUUAUGUAGUGUCAAAAGGAAUUCAAAUCUAAGUGAAUACAGCCUCCUCCUAUAGGAAUUAGAUUCUUCUAUAAAAUUCACCAUAUUUUGUCCUAUAGAAAAGUUAAAGUCCGAGUGCAUGUGUGCAUUAAAAACAUUUCACUACCUAUUCUCUCAUGGACCUACUUUUCGCCCUUUCUUUUUUCAUCUCCAACAGUUAAACAAUAAGGAGAGCAAAGUUAAUUAUAACGAUUAGACAUUUUACCAAGUUACUUUUACCACAAUACCCACUCUUGGCUUUUUAUCUUUAUUUUUGUACCAGUGGACCUCCCUGCUCCCUGGAGAUUUUGUUUUAGCAUAUAUUGUGUUUCUAUUUUCUAAGGCAGUGUUUUUUUGUAUGUUAAUCAUAGUUAUAAUAAAUCAGAUUCAUUAACUUUUCUUCCUAGUAAUUUUGAUUUGGAUUAUUUUCUAGCCUGGGGGAUGGGGUUCAUAUGUAUUGUUUUAACUUUAGAUUAAUAAGCAAGACAAACUUUUUUUUGUUUGUUUGAAGGUAUCCUUUACAUACCUGUCUCUAGAAAAACAAAUGUUAGGCUGGGUGUGGUGCCUCAUGCCUGUAAUCCCAGCACUUUGGGAGGCCUAGGCAGGCGGAUCAUCUGAGGUUGGGAGUUCGAGACCAGCCUGAUCAACAUGAAGAAACCCUGUCUCUACUAAAAACACAAAAUUAGUGGGGCAUGGUGGUACAUACCUGUAGUCCCAGCUACUCGGGAGGCUGAGACAGGAGAAUUGCUUGAACCCAGGAGGCAGAGGUUGCAGUGAGCCGGGAUCACACCAUCACACUCCAGCCUGGGUGACAGUGCGAGACACCAUCUCCACCAAAAAAAAAGGAAAAACAAAUGUUAGUAGAAACAAUUUUGUUAAACCUUACUCCUGACAGCUUGGUAAAGUCAAGGUAGAAUUUCUCACUUUGUAUUAUGUCCUAAGACUUUAAAGUGCAUUUGUCUAGUUGCCAAAAAUUCUAAAAAUGAGAUUAUGAUGGGCUUUCUCAGCAUCUUUUUUCUUCUUAGAAUUGAAUUGCUCUUAAAGUCUGUACUCCUGUGUCAGAAAGGUGGCAGAUUGCAAAUAGGUAGUACAGGCUUUGCUCCAUGUUUUCAAAGUAGGAUUCCGGAUUGCAGUUUCAGAAAAACAUGAUAGAUUAUUAUUAUAGAAUCAAAGUGUCCUGAAGGGAGAAUAGCUAUAGUUGCUAGGCAAAGAGUGUAAUAGAAAGAAAUUUUAGAGUAUUUAUCAAUACUUGAGUGCUAUAUUAUGUUCCAGGCUAGAAAUGUGAUCAUUGCAUGGCCUAAGUGUAGCCAUUCAUGUGUGUAUAUAUAUAUAUAUGAAAAAAAUAUAUGUAUAGCCAUUAUCAAGUGUUUUCUACCCCUGGAUAAAGUUAAUUUUUUCAAGUAUGAUUGCCAAGCAAUCCAGUGAAUCUAAAGUAAUUUUUCUCAUUUUAAAGACCAAUGUUGAGGAGUCUGGUCCUUCCUGUGCUAAUACCGUAGAACUCCAGUCAAACUGGAGUGCACUGCUUUCUUACAGGAAGACAACCCAGAGCACACAGCCAUAGUCUGCUGUGGUGUCAGUCACAUCACAGUGUAGGUAUACGUUUGUCCUGAAUGUGAUUAAUUUCCUUUCCAUCUCACUUCCUUGUGACAAAUAGCAUUUAUUAUUGAAAUAGUAGUCUGUAAGUUGGGAAAAGAGUGCAAGUAACUCUCAUGCUUGGGAGUGGACUUGAAGGGUUGACUUCCACCAGCUGAGGACAAACAAGCGCAAAGAAAAACUAUGAUGAAGUAUGGAGGUUUUGAGAGCUAUUCAUAAUGGAAUCUUUAAUCUGGGUUAUCAGAGUAAUGAAAUCACCAAUAAAACAUUCCAUGUAUCUUGGAUCUUCUGUGGUUAGCAGAGGAGUAUGGUCUCGCUAUGUUAGCAGCUUGAAGGCACAACCUAAAAGGAAUGAGCCUUCACAAGGUGCUUCACAUUAGUUGGGUAGUAUUGGUCAAGAAUACUCUGAAGAAUGAAUACAAAAAUCAGUUGCCUGUGUUUGUAACCUUGUCCCACAUGGACUCUAGCCUUCAGUAGACUUCAGUCUUUUAGUCUGGUAGGAGACUGAGGACCUGAAUAUGUGUUUUCUGCUUUUUGGUGGAAGGUUUUCUGCAAGUGGUUGGGUGGUUUUUGGAUUAUUGGCCACUGUUUGUUCAGUGCCAUUUGAAGACCUGUUGUUUCUUACUCCCUUUUCUUGGUGUGACUGGCCAGGAAAAAGUCAUUGAGUCCUUUUUUUCUCCCUGAUGACUUGUCCCUUCUGUAGAAUAAUCUUUUUAAAUUUAUGUUGCAUCUCUAUGAUAAACCUUCCAGACUUGCAAGCAGUGAUUUUUAUCUUUCCUUCCUGAGAAGCUGAUCUCUUUUGAUGUUUGGGUCCCAAACAGAUAGGAGGGCUGUGGAUACCUGUGCUCUUUUGUGUCUCAAUGCUUGUAGCUUUCACAUUGGCUUGGGAACAAAGAACAGACUUCUGUGUGGUUUUAGAGUGAAAUGGGCAGUGUUCUGCUGGUCCGCAGUCUGAGAGGUCUUAGGUAACAUUCUUAGUAUAGUGGAAUUUCUGAGAUCAAAUUUAACAUGUUAAUUUUUUCUCCUUUUAGUUCAUUGAAUCUAAGGUUCUAAAUCUGUAGUUUCAUUUUGGGCACAAGUCUGCAUUGUCAUUUUUUGAGCUUUAAGAGAUUGACAUGCUUUUGUGAUAUUUAGGAAUAGACUGGAUAGCAGCAAAUGAAAGUAAAGAUUUUCAACUGUGAAUGAAAUUUUGAAAGAUAAUUUUUCAGCCGUUGGUUGAUUAGAUAGAUGGGUUAGUGCUUUUGGAACAUAUGAGUAACAGUAGACUUGUAUUCUUCAUGCACUAUACAUAUGAUAUGCACUGACAGAAAAGCACAGAAGACAUACCUGCUAGAGUUUCUUUGUGCAUUUCACUACUGUUCUAGGGCACUGCUGUCUCUUUGGUUCAUUUUAGGUUUGUGUUAGGAUGUUGCACAAGAAAUCAUUUAAUGUUAAAUGCACAUGUUCAAAGAAAUGAGUAUUAAAGUUUUUCGCUGAUAUUUCACUUUAGAGUUAGGACAGGAGACAGCUAACCUGACUUCCAUUUUAUAAAUAAUAGAAACUUUUUCUUCAGUAACAAAAAUAGGAAAGGACAAUAAAACUGUAACUAUUUUGCUUUAUGUCUAUUUUUUUAAAAUAAUUGUUUUGAAGUUUGCUUUAUUAGCUUAAUAGCUUAUAGUGCUUUUAAAAAAUCAUCCUUGGUAAGUAUUGGACUCAUUCUAGAUCCGUGUACAAUUCAGACCUUUAUCUAUUAGCUUUAAUACAAAUUUAAAAUGAUCUUAUUUCAGAAUAAAAUAAAAUUUAAAAUGAUCUCAUUUCAGAAUAAAACAAUCAAAUGGAAUUAUAGUUCAUAUAGUAGCAAUUUAAGUGAAAUUCUCUUAAGAUUGUCUUUUGUCUAACCAAAAUAGGGCAUACAGAUUAGUGUAGAUGGAAAAGGGGGUAAGACUUGACUUUUUAAUACUGUGCCUAUUUCCAAAAUAAGAUUUGAUGUGGCUUUUUACAUUAUGCUGUAAAGAAUAGGUAAUGUUAAAGGAAGAUACAUAGUCUACAUAAUCUUAAAACAGUUUGCUUGGGAGUAAGUUUUAGUUGGAAAAAGGUGAAGAUACUUAUGUUAAGUCAUAUUAAGCAAAUUAUUUUGAGACCUACUUUUGCUGGUAGACAAAAUUGAGGAAAUGUUUCAAAAUGAAAAAAAAAAAAAAAAAAAAAGACUUUAGAGUAAAUGUGAUAACCAAGUAGAUUUGUGAACUCUAUUUCUUUAGUAACUAUUUUUGUCAUACACGAAAUGAUUUAACCUUUAAUUUUUGCCUAGAUUAUAGCAGUGUUUCAUUAUUUUACCUUAUAGGGUAUUUCAAUGCUUGGAGAAAGACUGUAUAAGUAAACCUACUUCAAAUGAUUCUGUUCAUGGUAGUAUAGAGUCCUUGGUGCUUUUUUGGUAACUGUCAAACAUUUACUGACAGCAGAAAAGGAACCCCAAAACACCUGUUGUGUUCACCUUGUUAUAAGAACUGAAAUAUUUUGAACAGGUUUUAUUGAGUUUCCGGAUUUAUGGUGGUAUAGUUGGACAGCAACUUUGUCUUUUUCCCUCAGUGUUAAUGAAGGGAUAAAGACUGACUGACUUUACUGUUGUUGGGUAUGACUAUCAAAGGGUUUCCAGUGAUUCAUGUAUGUGAAUUGGAGUUUAAAUGUUUGCAGGAUUACUGUACUUCCAAAGACCCACUAGAAUGUCAGCUGUACUCUAUACUCUUCAUUGAGAAAAUGAACAAAAUCCUAUGUCUUAACAGUUAUGCUCUAACUUUUUGAAAACUUUUUGAUGUAAAUAAUACUAGGUUGAAAACUAAUCUUACAAAAUACAGUUUGAAUGAUGGAAGGUUCUUCACUUAUUGGCUUUCUGUAAAAAAACAUUGUUAGACUGUAAUGUAAUAUCAAUAAAAUUGGCUGCUUGGGCAGUUUUAGUUACUACCUUA
Molecule: messenger RNA, 9519 nt
Organism: Callithrix jacchus (white-tufted-ear marmoset)
Lineage: Eukaryota; Metazoa; Chordata; Mammalia; Primates; Cebidae
Gene: DCP2
Product: decapping mRNA 2
Biological process (GO): nuclear-transcribed mRNA catabolic process, nonsense-mediated decay; deadenylation-dependent decapping of nuclear-transcribed mRNA
Cellular component (GO): cytoplasm; P-body
Molecular function (GO): manganese ion binding; RNA binding; 5'-(N(7)-methylguanosine 5'-triphospho)-[mRNA] hydrolase activity
Source: RefSeq, a predicted model, not a curated record